Xyrauchen texanus (razorback sucker) is the source of this 2510-nucleotide messenger RNA. Its product is annotated as alpha-catulin-like. Gene Ontology annotation, molecular function: actin filament binding; cadherin binding. Bases 233 to 2497 code for a protein of 754 amino acids. The record is from RefSeq and is a predicted model, not a curated record. The transcript has 19 exons. Gene Ontology annotation, biological process: cell adhesion; Rho protein signal transduction. NCBI's taxonomy places the organism in Eukaryota, Metazoa, Chordata, Actinopteri, Cypriniformes, Catostomidae.
GUUCUGUGGUUGUAGGUAUAUUACAUAUGCAUGUACAGUCAGUCGCUCGGACUGGAGUCGGCAUCUGUGCGCGCGCGUGGAUUACAGUGGGCAACACACACGGAGGGGAUCAUCUGGAAACAGGGGCUAAUUAUCGCGUGCUUCCGAACUGAACCAAAUACAGGCUUACAGUACUGAAAGACUCGUAUCAAACUCAGCGGUGUCGUUAGUAGGGGGAGUCGGAUCGGCGGGAAUGGCUUCGUCUCCGUGCGGUGGGAACUUUGAUUGUGGGCUGGAGAUCCAAACUCGCUCGGUGGAGCAAACACUCAUCCCUCUCGUGUCUCAGAUUACAACACUGAUCAAUCACAAAGACAAGCUUAAGAAGACAGAGAAGACCAUACGGGCCAUUCAGAGAGUGGGGCAGGCAGUCAGUAUCGCAGUUGGCCGCUUUGUGGCCGUAGGUGAGGCCAUUGCAGCAGAGAAUGAAGACUUAAAGGAUGAGAUGGGGCUGGCUUGCUUUGAGGCCCGGAGAGCAGGCUCUGCCAUAGCUCAGUUGACAGAUGUGUCCGGUGUGGAGCAGUGUGAGGGCGAUGGGGGCAAGACUCUGUUUAGUGAUAGGACGGGCAUGGUUAAAGCUGCUCGCAUGCUGCUCUCUUCUGUUACCAAAGUCCUGGUGCUCGCAGAUUGCAUCGUUAUCAAACAGAUCAUAAGCUCUCGCAACAAAGUGCUGGUUACUCUGGAGCAGCUGGAGAGAGUCAGCACUUUUCAGGAAUUUGUCCAGAUCUUUAGCCAAUUCGGGAACGAAAUGGUAGAGUUCGCCCAUUUCACUGGAGACAGACAGAAUGAUCUGAAGGAUGAGAAGAAAAGAGCUCGAAUGGCCGCAGCACGUGCUGUUCUGGAGAAAUGCACCAUGAUGCUUCUCACAGCCUCUAAGACAUGUCUGAGACAUCCAGACUGUGAGUCGGCACGGAUCAACAAAGAAGCAGUCUUCCAGCGUAUGCGCCUGGCCCUGGAGCAAGUCAUUGAGAUUGUGACUGACGCGAGGAGCAGUGGAGAGGCCAAAGCACUUCAUGUCAGCAUCUACGCUGGGAUUAAAGACUUUAAGGUAAAAGUGGAGGCUCUGAGAGACUCUCUGUACUGUGUGUCCUGUGAAGCUGUGUCUGCCCAGCUGGAAGCUCUGGUAGAGAAGACUGAAGACUUCACAGACUCUGCCUACACUAACCACGAGCAGAGAGAGACAAUCAUACAACUCUGCCAGAUCACUGGUCAUGAGACCAAACAGCUCAUCAACACGUGGAGACAGGCGCAGAAAUCACUUAAAGCCAAAGAGGCCACAGAAAAGAUGGAGCUCUCUAUUCUGAAAACUUGUCAGAGUGUCAGUGAUCUCAGGCGAGAGCUUCAUAAGGUAGCGGUGGUGAGGGCCACUGAACUGCUAAAGCUGCAUUCACAUCACCUGGUGCUGCAGGCUCUGAAGGCUUCUGGUGGGGAUGGAAACCUGGAGGCUGUGGCUGACUAUGCCAGCACACUCACUGAGCACAAAGAACAGCUGCUGGAGACUUGUCGUUUACUCUGUCAUAUUUCGGGGACCGAGCCUCUGGAGAUCACCUGUAUUCAUGCUGAGGAAACCUUCCGCGUUGUUGGCCCACAGAUCAUCUCAGCGGCACAAACCCUAGCUUUGCACCCCACCAGCAAGAUUGCCAAAGAGAACUUGGAUGUGUUUUGCGAGGCCUGGGAGUCUCAGCUGUGUGACAUGGCUAUUCUACUGAAGGAGAUCAACGAUGUGUUUGAGGGCCGCAGAGGUGAUAAGAAAACAUAUCUGUCACUACCAAGACCAGGGAGACACUCUGCUAACCUGAAGACAGUCAAGGCUGCCAAGCUUGAUGCUGAGGAGCAAACCACCAUCGCUAAACUGGGACUGGAACUGUGUCUCCUCACAUCCGAUGUGGACUCAGAAGUGGAACGCUGGGAUGAGCAGGACCACGAGAUGGUUCGACUGUGCCAGAUCAUGUCCAGCAUGGCUUAUUCCAUGUACCUCUUCACCAGGGGGGAAGGCCUGCUCAAGACAACUCUGGAUCUAUUCCAGCAAGCUGAGGUGCUAUCAGACCAGGGUAUCCAUCUGUGCUCCAUCCUGCACACCCUCUCCACACAGGUGUUGGAUGAAGACCGAAUGCUCAUCAUAUCUGAGACAGAGAAGCUGGCAGCCUCAUGUCGACAGCUGCUGGUCUGUGCCAAAGCUCCAGUUCAGGGGAAGAGCGCCAUCUUUCAGAAGGUUGACUCAUCCAUACAGAACACCAAAGGCAUCCUAACAGUGGUGGUCUACCUACUGCCGAUCUGUAAUAAGCUCAUCAGAAAGUGUAAAUCAGAAUGCAGCUGCCUGAGUUCUCCUCAGCACUGGAGAGAGAAACAGCUGAGCACUCCCGUCAACGAGGAAACUCUGAAUGGCAAAGGCUCCAAUGGCUUCGGGGUCAAAUCCCUGGAGCAGCACAUGGCCAAUCUGACGUUCCUGGAGAGCAAAUAGCUCUGAAAACCAA